CCAUAAAUUCUCAUAACACUGCAUGUCUCAAAGCAGAUGUACCGUAAAAUUUCCCUACGGAGUAUUAUUUAUACCUGUUGGGCUGCGGCUGCUUGUGAAAAAUUCCUAACGUAAAUCCCCCAUGGCAGCCACAGGGACUGUUGUUCCGUGGAAUGGGAGAAGGGCAGCAAUGGUGGAAGAGGAGAGGAUUACGACAUCAGAGGGCGUCGAACCCAUAUUAAGCUUCGAACAGAUGGGCAUUCGAGACGAAGUUCUAAGAGGGAUGUAUGCAUACGGCUUUGAAAAGCCGUCAGCAAUACAGCAGAGGGCCAUUCUGCCCCUACUCUCUGGGCGUGACGUAAUAGCACAGGCUCAAUCGGGUACAGGAAAAACCUCCAUGAUAGCUCUCACUGUCUGCCAAUUGGUUGACACCAAAUCACAGGAGGUUCAAGUAUUGAUACUUUCACCUACAAGGGAGCUUGCAUCACAAACCGAGAAGGUGAUAUUAGCUAUGGGUGAUCACAUAAACAUUCAGGUACAUGCAUGUGUUGGAGGCAAAAGUGUAGGUGAGGACAUUAGGAAAUUAAAGCAUGGUGUACAUGUUGUUUCCGGAACUCCUGGAAGAGUAUGUGACAUGAUCAAAAGAAGAACUUUACGGACUAGAGCAAUAAAUCUUUUGAUUUUGGAUGAAUCUGAUGAAAUGUUGAGCCGCGGUUUCAAGGAUCAGAUUCAUGAUGUUUAUAGAUAUCUUCCGCAAAAGCCUCAGGUUGUAUUGAUUUCUGCCACGCUUCCAAAUGAUAUUCUUGAGAUAACAAGCAAAUUUAUGACAGAUCCUGUUCGUAUACUCGUAAAACGUGAUGAGUUGACACUAGAGGGUAUCAAACAGUUUUUUGUUGCUGUUGAGAAAGAAGAGUGGAAAUUUGAUACAUUGUGUGAUCUUUAUGAUACACUGACCAUCACCCAAGCUGUAAUUUUUUGCAACACAAAACGGAAGGUGGAUUGGUUGACCAGCAAGAUGUGUGAGAAUAAUUUCACAGUGUCUUCUAUGCAUGGAGAUAUGCCUCAAAAAGAACGGGAUGCUAUAAUGGCAGAGUUUAGGUCAGGCACAAAUCGAGUCCUCAUUACAACCGACGUUUGGGCUAGAGGGCUGGAUGUUCAACAGGUUUCCUUGGUUAUUAACUAUGACCUUCCAAACAAUCGAGAACUCUACAUCCACCGCAUUGGUCGUUCUGGUCGUUUUGGUCGCAAGGGUGUUGCGAUAAAUUUUGUAAAAACGGAUGAUAUCAAAAUUCUAAGAGAUAUGGAGCAAUAUUACAGUACACAAAUUGAUGAAAUGCCGAUGAAUGUUGCUGAUCUGAUCUGACUCCCACCUCCCCGCGUUUGAUUGGUUUAUAUUAUGUACAAGUGUACAACCUUAGUUGCUUGUUUUUUUUACGGUAGUUGCUUGUUAGGAUUUUGUUAUUACGAUUUAUUUUUAAAAACAAAGUUUAAAGUCUUUAUGAGUAUAUGCCUCAUAAAGUCUUUAGGUUUAUUUUUAAAGACAAAGUUUUUGAUUGGUUUAUAUUUUGUACAACCUUAGUUGCUUGUUGUUGGGAUUAGGUUAUUACGAUUUAUUCUU
Molecule: messenger RNA, 1597 nt
Organism: Cuscuta epithymum
Lineage: Eukaryota; Viridiplantae; Streptophyta; Magnoliopsida; Solanales; Convolvulaceae
Source: the annotation of a GenBank genome assembly